Mesorhabditis spiculigera is the source of this 1632-nucleotide messenger RNA. The record is from the annotation of a GenBank genome assembly. Lineage: Eukaryota; Metazoa; Nematoda; Chromadorea; Rhabditida; Rhabditidae.
AUGGAAGGACUUAUCGAUAUUAGUCACUAUCCAGCCGUGCAUUCCGUUUUUCGGUUUUUAUCAGUUCCGUUUACCCUGAUCAAUAUUCUGGGGCUGUAUGUGAUUUGGAAAUGUACGCCAAGACGAGUUGGAAGCUACAAAAACUAUAUGUUGUUUUUACAGCUAAACGCCAUCCUCUACGACCUCAUCUUCUCUUUCCUAAUUUUCCCCAUAUUCUCAUUCCCAGCGGGUGGAGGCUAUUCUCUGGGUUGUCUAUCCGAGCUUGGGAUUUCAGUUUCGGUUCAAAUGCCCCUCGGCUUCGCCACCGUCGCGGCAUUUCUAUCAGCCCUGGGAAUCGCCUUAUUUUCAAGGCAACAAACGAUACUCCAUCAUGGUCAUCGCUUCAAAUAUUCUGAAGAGAAAGCUCUCCGAAUUUGUGUACUUAUCACGUUGCACCCAUUUUAUCUGGUGGUACCGGCCGUACUACUAGUCAUGUACUUCGUUGACACCACUAAAGGAAUGGCUUAUCAUUAUUCGAAAUAUCCUCUGCUCGAGGAAUUCUUUGUACAACCCACCUAUUACGCUGUAAACGUCGAAAUGAAAUACGCCUGCAUCUCGUCCAUAAAUCUGAUGUUAUUUUUGACGAUUCUGGGAUUUGUUUACCUGAUCACCCCCACUUUCCUUGAGCUCCAGAAGCUCAAGAAAUCAACGAUCAGCCAGAAAACGUUAGAGCUACAGCAGAAAUGGCUGAAAAGCUUGACGAUACAGACCUCAACUUUCCUAAUCCUCUUCGUGCUGCCGAUGUUUUGGUAUGGAAUCGUGUUCUUCACGAAGAAUCAAGCACUAGCAGUUUACUCGAUCUGGGUUUCAAUCAUCAUCUCUUGCCAUGGCACCGUCUCUACCGUGGUGCUCUUUGUAUUCUACGAGAACUAUCGACGUUUCUUUACGCUCCUCUUCACAUUCAUCAACGUCUACGGGUUAUAUGUCGUCUGGACAGCAACACCGAGACGCAUCGGCAGCUACAAAAAUUAUAUGCUCCUGCUUCAGUUUAAUGGCGUCGUUUACGAUUUUGUAAUGGCAAUCCUAAUAUUCCCGAUCUGCGCUAUGCCAGCGGGUGGUGGAUAUGGGUUUGGAUUACUUGCCGAUUUCGGCGUAUCCAUGAAAGUGCACGUGCCAAUUGGUGUCUUGUGCGCGACAUGUUUUCUGGUAUCGAUUGGCUUGGCCUUUUUCGCUCGUCAGCAAGCUGUCUUAACCGAUGGACACCCCCUAAAAUUCACGAACACAGCCUUCUUGCAGCUUCUAUUUGGAUUCCACCCAUUCUGGCUAAUUUGCCCGCUAGCCAUACUUUGCAUGAUACUCGUCGAUACGGAGCGGGCUCAGAGGUUUCAUUACACGGCCCUGACGUUUAUCCUCCUCUUUGCCUUCCCGAUGUCAUGGUUUGGAUUCUUAUUUGCCACGAAGAAUUCUACUUGGCCUGUCUACUCAAUCUGGGCUUCCGUAAUGAUGUCAAUACAUGGAACAGCUUCUACGAUUGAAUUAUUUAUCUUUUAUGAGCCAUAUCGAAGAUUCCUCUCAAAGAUGUUAGGUGUUUGGAAGAAAAACGUGGCCGAGCCGACGAGCAUCAUCGUCACGGCCACAGCGCCAAACCGCGGA